Porites evermanni is the source of this 723-nucleotide messenger RNA. NCBI's taxonomy places the organism in Eukaryota, Metazoa, Cnidaria, Anthozoa, Scleractinia, Poritidae. The record is from the annotation of a GenBank genome assembly.
AUGGCUGCAACGCGAAGUUUUUCAUCUGAAGGAAAUCUACAGCGGGAAGUUUGUUCCUUAAUAGCUCAGAAAUCAUCAGAAGCUAUCAAAGACCACGGAUUCUUCGCAGUCGGCUUUUCGGGUGGUAGUCUUCCGAAAAUUGUUUGCCCCGGACUGCUCUCUCUGCAGAUUGACUUUUCAAAAUGGCGGAUAUUCUUCUGUGACGAGCGGUAUGUAGCACUAACAGACGCUGACAGCAAUUAUGUAGGAGUAAAGCAGCACUUGCUAGAUAAGCUCUCUGUUGCUCCUGAACAAAUACUAACUAUUAAUCAUGAUAUUCCACUGGAUGAAGCCGCCAAGGAGUACGAAUCUCAUCUCAAGGGGUGGUACCCUGGGGAUGAUGUCCCCACCCUAGAUAUGCUCCUGCUCGGAAUGGGUCCUGAUGGGCACACGUGUUCUUUAUUUCCUGGCCAUCCACUGCUUCAAGAAAAUUCUCGUCUUGUGGCACCAAUUUCUGAUUCACCUAAACCGCCGCCAUGCAGGAUCACACUGACAUAUCCCAUCAUCAAUGCCAGCAAAUGUGCAGCAUUUGUUAGUACUGGUUCUAGUAAGGCAAGUGUCUUACAACAGGUGUUGGAAGGUAACGCAGAGGAAUCACUCCCAGCAGCAAGGGUUAGGCCCUCUAAUGGAGAACUUCACUGGUUUCUUGAUGAUGCUGCAGCUAGUUUGUUAACGAAGAAAUGA